AAUAUAUGUAUAUGUACACUUAAAAAAAAAAAAUGGAAACAAUAUUGUCUCCAAAUAAAAAUGAAUAAAAAAAAAAAAAAAAAAAAAGAGUCGGUUUUUUUUUUCAUUCUCUGUAACUCACCGGAGGCGGAACUCAAAUACGCACCACGUCGCUUCACGGAGAGCAUUGGAGAGAAAACGCAGCCUGUCAGUGAAGCUGAGAAAAAAAAAAGAAAAGAGAGGAAAGGGUUGGGCUUACUGACUCACAAACCACAACUUGGGUUGCGCCUCCAUCAGAAACCAGUUUAGAAAAAUCCCCGUUGGAGAGAGAGGAAGGUCUGGUGCAUGGCACAAAAUAAAGACUUCUCUGUGCGCACUUUGGAAGACAGCUUUGCAUCCUGAGGUUCAGCAACACAUCAUUAUUUUGCGCAUCGAGGUUACCAUAAAUUAAGGUUUGCUUUUCUGCAUUUGGACUGGACUUGUUUUGUUUUUUGGUGUGCGCAAUGAUGGCCACUUACCAAAACCCUGAGGAUGACGCAAUGACCUUAAUGAUCCACGACACCAACACCACGACCAAGGAGAAAGAGCGACCCAAAGAGGAGCCGGUCCACCAGGACAAAGUCCCGGAGAAGCCGGAUCCGUCCCAGAAGCCUCCGUACUCAUAUGUGGCUCUCAUCGCCAUGGCCAUCCGGGAGAGCACCGAGAAGCGCCUCACUCUGUCCGGUAUCUACCAAUACAUCAUCACCAAGUUCCCCUUCUAUGAGAAAAACAAGAAAGGUUGGCAGAACAGCAUCAGACACAACCUGAGUCUCAACGAGUGUUUCAUCAAAGUCCCUCGUGAAGGCGGUGGAGAGAGAAAGGGGAAUUACUGGACACUGGAUCCGGCUUGUGAGGACAUGUUUGAGAAGGGGAACUACCGGAGACGACGCAGGAUGAAGCGACCCUUCAGACCUCCACCGACGCACUUCCAGCCUGGGAAGUCUUUAUUCGGAGGAGACGGCUAUGGUUACCUGUCUCCACCAAAGUACCUGCAGUCUAGCUUCAUGAACAACUCCUGGUCGCCCACUCCGAUGUCCUACACGUCCUGUCAGAUGUCCAGUGGCAACGUGAGUCCAGUGAACGUGAAAGGACUCUCAGCUCCAUCAUCUUAUAACCCUUACUCCCGUGUGCAGAGCAUGGCACUGCCCAGCAUGGUGAACUCUUACAACGGCAUGAGUCACCAUCACCACCCGGUGCAUCCUCACCACCAUGCACAGCAGCUGAGUCCGGCCACAGCUGCAGCACCGCCUCCGGUUCCGUCCGGUAACGGAGCUGCAGGCCUCCAGUUCGCCUGCUCUCGUCAGCCUGCAGAGCUCUCCAUGAUGCACUGCUCUUACUGGGAACACGAGACCAAACACUCGGCGUUACACACGAGGAUUGAUAUUUAAAAAGUUUACCAAAAAAUGGUAAAAAAUGAGGACUCCUGAGAGUGCAGAGUUAAUUCCUGUGAUUUCAAAAAACAAACAGAACCAAGAGUAUUUUUUUUUUUUUUUAAGAGACCAUUCUGAAGAGCUGUUUGGGUUUUCCAGCUGACAUCCAUCCAUAUAGAUGCCCAUGAGGAGGAGGUAUAUAUGCAAGAGUUGAGAAAGUUUUACAAAAUGGAUCAGUCAUCAAGACACAUCAGGUAGCACAAACUGUGCGAGCCAUUUCGUGUUACACUUUGGACUGGUAUUAUAGACAUAAUUGUGCCUAUGAUAAAGCUUUUGUUUUUCAUUAGGAUUAGGAUAGACAUUGCUGACCUUGCUUCAGCUGCGUGCGUAAAGAUUUCUCUCAACUUUACGCACGACUUAUCCUAACUAUUGC
Sebastes umbrosus (honeycomb rockfish) is the source of this 1821-nucleotide messenger RNA. RefSeq names its product forkhead box L2a (gene foxl2a). NCBI's taxonomy places the organism in Eukaryota, Metazoa, Chordata, Actinopteri, Perciformes, Sebastidae. Gene Ontology annotation, biological process: cell differentiation; regulation of transcription by RNA polymerase II; anatomical structure morphogenesis. The coding region runs from base 483 to 1406 and encodes 307 amino acids. Gene Ontology annotation, molecular function: DNA-binding transcription factor activity, RNA polymerase II-specific; RNA polymerase II cis-regulatory region sequence-specific DNA binding. The transcript has 2 exons. The record is from RefSeq and is a predicted model, not a curated record.